Athalia rosae (coleseed sawfly) is the source of this 9905-nucleotide messenger RNA. RefSeq names its product hemicentin-1 (gene ed). The transcript has 7 exons. Lineage: Eukaryota; Metazoa; Arthropoda; Insecta; Hymenoptera; Athaliidae. The record is from RefSeq and is a predicted model, not a curated record. Bases 1463 to 5026 code for a protein of 1187 amino acids. Gene Ontology annotation, molecular function: cell adhesion molecule binding. Gene Ontology annotation, cellular component: cell-cell junction. Gene Ontology annotation, biological process: cell-cell adhesion.
CAUUCGCCGCCUAUUCAAGCGAACGCUUCUGGCCCCGAUGAGAAUCGUGAAAAUUUUUUUAUCAAAACACAAACGAGAGGAAAAUUAGGAUAAAUCCGAGGAGAUAAAUCGCGAGUUUUCAAAGGUGACAACCCCCCGCGGUUCGACGAAUCCCGGUGCCCGGAUACCCGCUCAUCCGCCGUCAUGACGAACGAACGGACCACCUCGAUUCUGGGACUUUAAAAUAUCCACCGGUUUUUCCGAGCGCGGCAAAAGAGAAAAAAACAAAAAAAACAAAAACAACAACCCGAACAUGACGACGCACGUGUCGAUUCGCUCGUCCCACGUCGGAUGAAACUCUCGGUUCUUCGAGAUACCGGGAGAAAAACCGCGUUAAAUUCCACGACGUGAAUAAGUGACCGAACGUGGACGUGGUCCGGAACAAAUUAGCGGGAUAAUCCGGGAGUAACUUCUGUAACAGCUGCAGCGAUUGGAUCAACCGUAAACUUUUAACGUCGUUAGACCAGCGGUCGAACUCGACGCGUAAAACAGGUAGUGGAAAAAUCCAGGGAAAAAGGUGGAGGUAAUCGUGCUUUUGACCGUGAACAACAAUAGCGAUGGUAGUAAAAAAUUUCCAGGUGAUGUACGUCAUGAAUAUGUGCGCGUGAAUAACGUUCCGCGAGAAGCUGGAGCUUUUUUCUCGUUCGUUUUCAACUCGUCUCCUCGUUCACGUUACAUCGAACAACCGGCGCGAACAAAACUUUUGGCAAUUAAAAAGACGUCAGUUCGUCGGUUAAACGAUGGCCGGAGACGCGUAACACUCGAUAAGCAGAGUGAGGAGGAGGAGAAAAAUAAAAAAAAACAGAAGAAGUGGAGAAAGUGAGGAGGGAAAGAAAAGUUGGUAGGAAGGAGGAGAAGAUAAGAACGAAGGUUGUAAGAGACUCUAAGUAAGUUGAGGAUCGUGGAGAGAGAUUGAGGGGCUACAGCUGGCUCCGAACGACUUGUCGACGGUUUUUUAUACACGCUCAAAGUUUCGCGCCAAUUUUAUCCCUGUUUACCGGAAAACUCUCCCGCGGGGUUUUGUUAUAUACACUCUCUUGAAAAACGUUUCGCCACAGAGUUUUCAAAACGAGGAUUGUGUACUUUGCUAAUACCCGAUGUAAGCGUAACUCGUUAAAUGCUUCCCAAAGUUUCGUCACAUUUUUUCAAAGUGGGUGUGAGAGCUUGUUCAACGGUAACAACCGUGUUUUUUUAAUUCGACCAAGUGCGAAUUUAAAAGAGGGAAAUAAUAUGACGACGACAGUGGCGGGAUUAGAUCGUUGAGGCUCACCACAGAAUAAAUAAGAAAACUGUCCACCGAACGUCUGUGGGAAUAUCAAAUCUUCGCCAUUGAAGUGAAACGGGAGGGAGAGAAAAGAAGAAAAAAAAAAGUAACGAAAUCGAAUUGAAAGAGAGCGUCGGAGGAGAAUAGUGUUGUGGUAAUAUGGCGGUCUGCACCGAAGGAUCACUUUCGAGGAUGUUCCUGGGCUCCCUCGUGAUUCUGCAAGGGCUUAUAGUGCUGACGCACGCUUUGGCAGCGGACGAGAAUCAACUGGACACUCAGGAAGGAGCGACGGUAUACUUACAGUGUCGUUUCCCCCCUCCGAGUCAAAAAGCGACGUAUUUUUGGCUACGGCACGCGCACGACCAGCACGACAACGUUGCCGUGGGUGAAAAUUCGUUAGCAACCGAUUACGAACUGUUCGACAAGCCCGAGGAGGGCAAAUACGACCUCAAGAUAACGAACGUUUCCUACGAACGUGACAACGGGAAGUUCGAGUGUCGCGUAAAACUCGGAGGUUCCGGUACCGACCUGCACUACGAGAUCACGACUCUGACGGUUCUCAGGGCGCCCGGGCCUCCCACGAUCUCUCCAACCUCGACACCGGCAACGGAAGGAAAGCGUCUGGAACUUCAGUGCAACACGAAGGGCGGCAGUCCCGAACCGCAAGUGACGUGGUACCGCGGCGGAAGUUCGACACCGCUUCACGAGGGUCGGACGUUCGCAGUUACGCCGUCGAAGGAGGACGACCGCGCGAAUUACCGCUGCGUCGUCUGGAACCGAGCGAUGCCAAAGGGUCAAACUUUGGACGCCACGGUAACCCUGAACGUCAAUUACUACCCCAGGGUAACGGUGGGACCCGAAAAUCCGCUGAAGGUCGAAGCGAACGUAACGGCGACUCUGGUCUGCACGGUGGACUCGAAACCGAGCGUCGGUUCCGUCAGAUGGAUGCGAGACGGAAGUUUCAUAGCUACCGCGUUCCGACACGCCAUACCAAAGGUGACUCUUCAGGACGCCGGAACGUACACCUGCCACGCGGACAACGGGCUCGAACGAAAGGGCGAGAGAUCACUGACUCUCGACGUUCUCUACCCGCCGACGGUUACCAUCGAAGGGCCUUCCAUUCGCGAAGCUCAAGUCGAGGACACGCUCACCGUGCACUGCAACGUCACCGCGAAUCCGCCGCCGUCCAGCAUCGAGUGGUCGAGGGAAGGUCGUCCGGAAUUUCGCCAGUCGGGAAACAUACUCCGACUUUCCAGAGUGACCGCCGACCACGCGGGAAAUUACACCUGCCGAGCCGUCAACACCAUUCAUCCGACCGGCGCUGAAUCCAGGGAGCAUUUCGCCUCGGCGUCCGUCAUAAUUCGCGUGCGACACAUGCCGGGCCCGGCGAGAGUCACUCCCGACUCACCGGUAGCAGCCGAAGGCUCCAGGGUGAUUCUCACCUGCAUGGCCAUACCCGCCGGAUGGCCGGAGUCGACGUACAAGUGGUGGAAAGAGGGGGAAAACACGCGGGGUGUUUCCGGCGAAUUUUUCGGAUCCAAGUACGUCAUCGAUUCGGUGCACCUCGGCAGCGAGGGAACUUACAAGUGUCUCGCUAUGAACGAGAUCGGGAACGGAGAACCCGCCUCCGUGAAACUCACCGUACAUCAACCGCCGAAAUUCACCAUCAAACUGCAGCCCCACGUGACGAGGAAAGUGGGUGAAUCGUCGUUCAAAGCUACGUGCACGGCCCAAGGUAAACCGAAGCCGAUAGUCCGUUGGCUGAAGGACGACGAAGAACUGACCGCGGGAGCCGGACUUUACGAAGUCAGCACGGAGUCGACGGAAAUCAGGAGUAACGUGACGUCGGUUCAAUCGACAUUGGGUUUCGUCGGUCGUUCCCGUCCCCAGAGCGACGAGAUAAUACCCGGUGACCGCGGCAAGUACACUUGCGUAUUCGAGAACGACGUCAAGAAAGUAGAAUCCACGAUGAUGCUGAAGGUCGAGCACGCUCCAAUCGCGGUUCAUCAGCACGGCAAGGUUGCCUACAACUUGAAACAGACCGCCGAAAUAGCGUGCAAAGUCCAAGCCUGGCCCAAACCGGAAUUCCAAUGGAGUUUCGGUACGAACACCGCGCCCCUACAGAUGUCGAGCGACGGCCACUACGACAUCUCGACCACGUCCGAUAACUACGACGUUUACACGUCGAUCCUCAAAAUGCCGGACAUCAGGGAGCGCGACUACGGCGAGUACAGUUGUCGCGUUGCCAAUGGAUUGGGAACCAUUACCUCCACUAUUCGUCUUCAACCGAAAGGAGCUCCCGAGAAACCGACGAACAUAAAAGCCAUCGACAUGGGUCCCUCCCACGUCGCUCUCCUCUGGGAUCCAGGCUUCGACGGUGGAUUGCCGAACACCAAGUAUUUCGUUUCUUACCGGAGAGCAGCCGGCGGCGAUGAAGUAGUCGCACCCGACUGCGCCGCGCCGAGGGGACCAGCCGGACAGUGGCUGGAAUUCGACUGCCGCAGUUCGAAUCCUUGCAACGUCACCAGUCUCGAUCAGCACCAAACUUACUCGUUCAAGGUCAAGGCCUACAACACCAAAGGACACAGCGACUACUCGGAUGACGUGAGCGCUACCACGGCGGUGGCGAAGAUUCCCGCGCCUCAAAGGGUCAGCUACGACCCCGAAGCCGGAUCUCUGGCCAUCAACGUCGGACCGACUUGUCUGGCGCUCGUAGCCGCGGUCGAAAAAUCUGAGGGAUCCGACAACACUUGGAGACUGGUCGACGUCUGGCAACUCGAGGUGCUCGGAAGUGUCGCGACGCAAAGAGAGGGCAGCUUGGAUCUGGAGACCAGCAAUCCGGAGCCUCGCAUCAGGGUGAGAUUGUGCCUGAAGGCCGAUCACCAGAAAUGCGGAGAGUACACCGACGCGGAAAUUGGUCCGUCUUACAUCGCUCAGUCCGGUGCCCUGGCAACGCCGACUUUGAUCGCUCUGGUCGUCAGCGGUGCCGUUUUCCUGUUAUUCGCAGCUCUUCUCUUGCUGUUUUGUAGAUGCCGGAGAAAGCACGCUGCAAAGGCUAAGGAUUACGAGAUGGACUCCAACGCGGUAAGGCCCAGUCUCGUCGCUGGAAAUGGUCAGCAAACUCAAGCACCGCCCCCCUAUUACGCUGAAAACAAAGCUCUCGAACACAGUCUGGACCUCGCCUUGGCCCUCGAAGACCCAAAAAGUCCCGCCUACGCUCAACCGGGUUACGGGUACCACCAACCGAACCACAACAUUAACGGUGAGAAUGGUGUUAACAUGGGCUACAUGGACAACAGCUACUCUAAUUCGAAUAAUGGAGGAUCAGUCAAUUCCCAAGACUCCCUGUGGCAGAUGAAACUCGCCGCUGCUAAUGGUGGCAAUCCGCCCUACGACCCAAUGCAGCAUGGAGGAUAUGGAGCGGCGGAUCCGGACUACGCUACUUACCCUCACUUAACGCAACACGAAGAUUACAGGGAAAGCUAUAACCCCAGCCGCCAGGAAUUCUGCCCCGAUCCGUACGCCGCGGUUGUCAAAUCCAAGAAACAUAUGGAUUCUCCCUACCACGAUGUGUCUGGUCUGCCAGACCCGUACCUCGAGGGUCUCGACGAGGACACGAAACCACCGCAGCACGUAUCUCUCUCGUACGACGAGAGUCUAGAGUCCGGUUACUCGACCCCCAACAGCCGCGGACGUAGAGUGAUCAGGGAAAUAAUCGUCUGAGGACAACCUACUGGCCCGCGUAAGCCGCGGACCACCUGGCUAUAGCAGCGGGCCCCGCAUCCCCAUCAGCUCCACCUCCACCCCCAGCAGCAGCAACCCCCGAAUCACCACCAGAUGGAGAUAGUCAUCGAGAAUCCGUCGGAACACGGGGUGCCCCGUAACCCGCGCGGUAUUCCUUCGGCGGAAUAUUUCGCCAGUUUGGCUAACCAGAGGCUGCAGCUAUCCGGGUCCGAGAUGACCAUCGACUCAACACCGGUGCGUCGUGUUGAUCGUUCGGGGCUGUUGGCGAUGCCGUCGCCGAAUCAACGGCAGCAUACAACGAACGGUUGUAACGCGGAGGACGUUGUUCAAAAUUCGUGUCUCGGUACGCUUCGACGUAUCGAUCGUUCGGGUCUUCUCGAACCCGUUUCCGAGGUACCGGAUCACAUAGCCUACGCGAAAUCGAGACUUCUCGACGUAAAACCGAUGGCGAACGAAGAACGGCAUCUCACCGGAGCCGAAAUCGUCCAAUCGUCCGACGGUCCCUCGUCCUUGAGCUCGUCCGACGUCACGACGGCUUCUUCCUGCGGUCGUCACACACCUCGCACUAUUCAGAACGCAGACUCCCAGUCCGUCCGUUUCUUUCGGAGGGGGAGCUACGACCCCCCGUCUCAAACGCAUCAGGACGGCGUGACCGUCGAGAAGUCGAAGGAUCAUCAGAGUCAAACGGGCGCGGGGUGUUUCGGAACUCUGUCCCGAGUCAAGCAGGGAACUCAGAAUCAGGGGGUCGGGGACAACGGCGGCGGCGGGGUCGCGAGAACAAGACCGAAAACUUGCGCCGAUUUCGGCAACGGCGCCGGUUUGCACCACGUCGAACAAAUGGUGGCGAGGUUCAGUCCCAACAGAACGCCCACGCCGACGGAGGGCGGGAUAAACGGAUGCGGGGAUCGACUCAAGGCAAAACCGGACGGACUCGCGGGACGACUCAGUCCGAGACCGAGAAACGACAGAGUUUCGUCACCCGCGGCUCUUUCGAUACCCGAUGUUAUCGAGGCUCACGAACCACCCCCCUCCUCCAACAACGCGAGGUCCUCUUCGGGAACGGACGACCCGGUGCCGGAAGGAGAACGAGCGGAGGCCGAAGGGUGCGAGCACACGGCUAUCGAGAGCCUCGAGGAAGCCAGAGUGUCGUUUAAAACGCCGAAAAAAAUGGUGCACAAUGAUAAUAUCCAAACGUUAAGAGUUAUCAUAUUGUCAGAGCAAUUGUGAUCCGACGAACUUCGAUUCUAGAUCAAAUGAAUAACUGAAUGAACUUUUGAGUAACGAAACGCGCGAGGGAUAUUAACGCGCGUAUGACGAAGUGAAAGUUUACCUGAAAAAAGAAAAAAAGAAAAAAAAAAUAUCUGAAAAAUCUGAAACUAAUAAUAAAUAUAAAAAAUAAUCGACGAACUCAUCCGCGAAAUUCGGGAAUGUGAUAUUGAACUUUUGGGAAAAAAAUAAAGCUGGUGGAGUUGGUUGAAAUAUACAACGCGACUGAAUGUGGUGUAGCACAGUGACGUAGAUUUAGACGAUCGGUUGAAUUACGUUCGAUCGAUUGUUCACAAUAUCUAUAUAGAAAUUACGCGAAAGACUGCCAAAGCAGAGACGACACGUUACGUUUCGACGUAUUUUACAAAUUCGCAUUUUUAUUUUUUGCUUUUUUUUUUUUCGUUUUGUUUUUUGUUUUUCGUUAUCGAAACAAAUAAUAUGGAUGAUCGGUAUUUUGUUGCGGUGCUGACUUCUGAUCCGACGAUCUUUCAUGCUGCCUCCUUUCAUUGAACCAUCUCAUAAAAAUCAAAUCUGUCGUUUAACGAGGUGAAAAAAGACGUGCCUUUAAUCCACGACUGCGUAACGAUGCAGCAUGUACUUUGUCCAAAGCCUGAAUUCGAGCUAGUCGCGGACUAAACGGACCGAAACGUCGUUUCAUUAACCGUCGUAAAGUAGCAAUUGAAUUUUGCUCACACGUAAAACAAUUUCUUAUCGCGAUUUUCCUCGAGAAAAUUUCUAUUCCCAGUUUUCCAUCCUGCCUGAUCUAAAGUUCUAGUUCCCACGAAGAGUUCCAAGCGCAUUAUAAUGCGGGUUCUGUAGGGCAGGCGCGUGCCCGUGGGACGCUCCUCCGACUUUCUACAUGAAACGUAAGAGUCGCGUUGAUGGUUUUAAAGUAUAAAACUUUUGUUGACAAAACUGACAGUUUUCCCCAAAUAAAUUAACCGCGACGAUAAUAAUAAGCGAAAGAUAAAGUCAAGUUGAAUUUUGGUUGGAGUGGACGAGGUUCUUCGACUCCACCCAAAAUUUCAGUUCCUUGUCAAAACUUUCGGUCGUUUUUCUCAUGUUUUUCGUCUCAACUUCCGGAAGGAGUGUGACCGAGUAGUCGGAGAUAUUUUAUUUGGAAUUCAGCAGCCGCAACGACCCGAGAAUCCAGUGUAUUUUAUACUUUUAUAUCGUGAGCGAAGAAGCUGUGAGACUCUGAUCGCGAGGUUAUCAAAAACGAAUGAUUGUCGUGAUCCCGUAUAAUAUACAUAUACAUAUUAUAUAUAUAUAUAUAGAGAGAAAGAGAGAGAAAGGUGAAGAACGAAUGAACGAGAAUGUGCAUGAUUGGAGAAAAAAAAAAAAAAAAUUCUAUUUAUCAAUGUGAAGUACGUGAUUACGAUGUGACUCUAAGCAAUAUAAUGUUUAUAUCAUAUAUUAUUAUAUAGUAUAUAAAUACUGAUGAUACAUAUAAAUACGCAUACCUAUAAAUAAUAACUUUACGAUUAUUGUCUAUACGAUUAAAUUUUACGAAGAUGAACGAAGUGUUACGAAUAACCGCCGCUUGUAAUCAAGAGGACAGAUGAUUAUAUUGCGAUAUCAAUUCUCUUAGCCUGCAGAUCAUUAAAUAAAUCGAGGAGGAAGUAUGCAUAGAUACCAACUACACGAGAGACAGAUCAUCACGAUUAUUAACAAUAUCAAAGGAGAAGAAAUAAAGCCCGUAAUAACUCAGAGCCGAUGCGACAAACCCUCUUUUCGACCCUUGACCUCUGCACUUAAGAAACAUUUUCCGAGCCAAAAAUGACUCCGAAUGCAUUUAAGAUUGACUAAUUAUUAAUUAUCUCUCGAAGUAUUCAAUGUAAAUAAUAGUUCGUAAAUAACUGAUUAAAAGAAAAAAAAGAAAAAAAAAAAUUCGGAAAAAAAAAAGAAUAAGGUUUAAGGUACUUAAUAGUUAAGGCUCAAUGUGUUCUUAAAAUGUAUACUUAAUCUAAUAGAUGAUGAUCGUUUUUGCCAUUGUCCAAUUGUGUCUGUCUGUCGUGUAAAAAAAAAAAAAAAUUAAUUAAUUAAUUAUUACGAGUAAAAAUAUCUAUCUUUUGUCUGUCCGUGUGCCUGAUACGCGCGUCGCUCCGGUUCCGAGAUUAACGCGUGGCAAAUUUUUUCAAAAUUUAUUCAUGAAUCUCACAUCUGAGUUCUGUUCUCGCUUGUUUUUUCCCCCUCCCCCGGAAUGUGACCCGUUUUUUCACGAAUAUUGCGAGAAUUUUUUCAGAUCAUUUUUUUUUUAAUUUAUUUGCAUGUGAAAUUUAGUAAUUUAAAUAUUUUAAACUAGCUUUCAUCCUCUGAAAAUAUGAUAUCGUAAUUUUUUUUUUCUCUCGUCGAUCCCUCCGUUUUAUCGAACAAAUCUCGUUAUAAAUAAUGAACGGGGGUACAAAUUGCCGCCGUUAUUUAUAUUAAGACGACGUAAGGAACAAAUAUAGGGAAACUCGGAAUAAGAAAGGUAACUUUUUCGAGCUCGUGAUGAUCUCAUAUAAUAUAAAAUGAUAAUUACCCUAAUUCUCGCUUACCUGCGAGAGUCAAAUUUUUUAUAUAAUGACGCACGGAGAUUGAUCUUGUAAAUCGCAAACUGACUAUACAUAUAUGUAUAAAUUAUAUAUAUAUAUUACUUACACACCCGUAUAGAUAUAUCGUGCGGUAAAGAUUAUUAUUGUUAUUAUUUUUUCAAACAAUUACUAGAAAACAAUAUUGGCUUAAAAUACUUAAAAGAAAAGGGAACGUAGAAAAGAAUUAUAUAUAGGCGAAAAAAAAAAAAAUAAAUAAAUAAAAAAUGGAGGAAAAAUAUAAGAGAAAAACUACCUAUACAAUAUUAAUUCACGCACAUGCAUCGUAGUAGCCGUAUAUUUCGAAUUUUUCACGUUCUGUAAUAUGUCUAUUUGAAACACUCUUGUACCUACUAUUAUCGUAGAUAUAUCCCGAUAAGUCGAUACCCCAUCCGACCCAAGACCAGACCCGAUAUCCAAUGAUUCCCACCAAAAGAAAAAUAUAAAAAUAAAACUAAUGAAAUGAAUAAAUGAAUCUCCCCGUGCAUAAGAUGAUCGUAAUAGAGAUUUUCAAAUUUACCUACGUAUAUACGCAUAUUUUAUCUACUAUUAUAUAAUUGUACACAACACAACAAAUAUGAGGGGCUGAAUUAUUGCCGGCGUAAGUCAUCCGGUCUAAUUAAAAUUAAAAAUAUAUUAUAUAUAUAUACAUAUAAUUUUAUCAAUUAUUACGAAAACGAAAAAGGAGAACCUGUAUUAUAAUAGAUAUAAUUGACCUUAAAACACACAAAAAAAAAAAAAGAAAGGAAAGAAUUAAAGUGUAAGUAAAUCGUGUGUAUACCGUACGAAUGCGAAGAAGGAACGAAUGAAUUGUACUGUAAAUCGAAUGACUGGAUAGGACGAUUUAAAUAUGGUGUACAUCUAAUUUUAUAAUUAGCCGAACAACAAUCUCUCGUGUAAAAACUUAUUUACUCGAAGUAUGUAUAUUAUUUAUUUAGGUAUAUUGAGAAAUAAUACGAUGGAUUUUAAUUAUACCAAGCAGAUAAUUGUAAUUCGGGCUAUAUAUGCAGUCGUUUGAA